UCGUAUUAUCCAAUUAGUACAUUUCGCCAGUCUCGAACAUAGUGUCAAACUGGAAAGGUCGUCACUUUUAAAGUUUCCGUAGUUUCUCCACCAUGCCAAUUACGUUGUACUACUCAAAGAUGAGCCCUCCGGCUCGAUCCGUUCUGCUGCUCAUCCAGGAGCUGGGUCUAACUGGAAUUCAGCUAAAGGAGGUGGACGUCCAGGGCGGUGAAACUCGAACCGAGGAGUUUCUCAAGAUGAACCCGGAGCAUACGAUCCCGACGUUGGACGACAAUGGAUUCUACCUGUGGGAAUCCCGUGCCAUCCUAACCUACCUGGUGGAUGCCUACCGUCCGGGACACGACCUCUAUCCGAACAUCCCCAGAGAAAAGGCCCAAAUCAAUCGAGUCUUGCACCAUGAGUUGUCGGCUUUCAAUCCAAAAACUCUGCGCCAAAUGAUUCCCAUCUACCGGCGAGAAACGUCGGUUGUCACCGAUGAGAUGAAGGCCAAGAUGCACGAGGGGCUCACCAAUUUGGAACUAUUCCUGGUCCGUAACGAUUGGUUCGCUGGGGAGAACGUCACCGUGGCAGAUCUUUGCGUGCUACCGACGAUUUCUUCGAUGGUGCACGCCGGGUUUGACCUGUCGCAGUAUCCACGGUUGGCCGCUUGGUACGACAACUGCAAGGUUCUCAAGGGGUACGAAGAGGACCAGGCGGUGGCCCAACAGGUUGGAGCGUAUUUUAAGUCACUCGUGACCGAGGGAAUGUAAAAGAGUCGAAGGACAGAUAAGAUAAUAUUGCACUCAGUGAGCGCGCGCUUUUUCGAUGUGAAUAAUAGUAUACAAUCGAACCGAUAUUAAACACUUGUCAGACCCACCCGAUGGAUUACUGCUGAUAAACAACAAA
Messenger RNA from Aedes albopictus (Asian tiger mosquito), 885 nucleotides. Its product is annotated as glutathione S-transferase D4-like. The record is from RefSeq and is a predicted model, not a curated record. Gene Ontology annotation, biological process: glutathione metabolic process. The transcript is spliced from 3 exons. Bases 93 to 749 code for a protein of 218 amino acids. NCBI's taxonomy places the organism in Eukaryota, Metazoa, Arthropoda, Insecta, Diptera, Culicidae. Gene Ontology annotation, molecular function: glutathione transferase activity.